This is a messenger RNA of Lymnaea stagnalis (great pond snail), 2743 nucleotides long. The record is from the annotation of a GenBank genome assembly. Lineage: Eukaryota; Metazoa; Mollusca; Gastropoda; Lymnaeidae.
AAGAAUCACAGCGCUGCCCUAUAACUUCAGCACAACCAAUCAUCCAAACUUUUGACUCCUCUUGCCCAAAAGCCCUUGACAACAAAAAAAACUUGAAUCCACUGGUUGAUGUGUAUAUACCACAUGCUUUUCAACAUCCUGGAAAUGAGGCAAAUGUAGAGUUUUCUGCUGAAGAGAAUUCUGUUACUAAUUCAGCCAAGUGGGAGCCUAUGACAGGAGAGAAUUUGUCAAUCACCAAAUCACAGCCAGGAAAGGAUGUUUUAACUGAGCCUGUGGGCGAUCAGCAAACCAAGCCUCCCCUCAGACCACUGCUGUUGCCCAACAUGCCCAAGACCAAGAAAAUUAGGACUGUGAAAGAUGCUACAGUGCAAACAGAUGAUAAGGAAAAGCCAGAUAGCAGACUUUGUCCCAUUUGUCAAGGAAAGCCAUCUGAUUCUGACAAAUGUUCAGUUACACCAGUUUUUAAGGUAAAUGUUUUAUUACUAGAUGAGUACAAUGAAGUUACAUAGCCAUAUCGUAAUUCAGGAGUUUGUUUUAUUAACCCAAUUAUUUUUAAGCAACCAAGAUCUAAAUUUAACUGUUGGAUUAAUUUUUUUAAUUUGGCCACAUGGCUGUGUUAAUUUUUUUAAUCAUCUGUAAUUAAACAUUUUGUCUUCAUAGGAUUUAACCCAUUAAUCUGCCAAUAAUUGGUAAUCUUUCGGUAAUGUUAGUUUUACAUUUAGGUUGGGGUUUUCUGUUGUUGAGAAUAUUGGAUGCUUUUAAGGGACAGUACAAAAUCGGGCUUCAUGCAUUACUUUAAACAUUCAAUCAUUACAUAAGAUACUUUAAACAUUCAAUCAUUACAUAAGGUCCUUUAAACAUUCAAAUCAUUAUAUUAGGUACUUCAAACAUUCAAUCAUUACAAAAUGUACUUUAAACAUUUAAUCAUUACAUCACUCUUAAAAACAUACACACACAAACUUUUUUCUUUCUUCCUUCUUCCUAACCUGAGAGUUAGUCGGUGAUUAGGAGAUUACAUGGCCGACAACAAAUAUUAUAAUAAUUUUUCAUUUUUGUCCAGACUAUUAUAGCUGGAUAUAAUGUAACUCAUCCUUCAGGUAUUUUUUUGGGUUACAAUCUGUUAAAAGUACUAGUGUAAUACAGUUAAAUGGCUCUCUAUACUUCUCUUCUUUUUUUUUUUUUACCAUUACAUGACUCUGAUACAUAUUUGGCAUGUGCAAGUAUAUCACUGCCUUGACUUUAAAUGUAUGGUGAGCAUUGUGUUCAAGUUAUCCAGAAGAAUUUAUUUUAUUUGUUUUUGUAAAUUCACAAAUCAAAUUUAAAUAAAUUUAUGUAAUAAGGCCCCCAUUAUUUUACAUAGGAUGGGGCCUUGUUUGGAAUACAAAACUAUGUGUAUAUUUAUUUAAUUAUCUUUACAAAAGGCAGUCUUAAAAAUUCCUGACAUAAAAUAUAACAAAUUUCAAAACUAUUAUCCUGGGAGCUGCCUUGCCCAUCAACUAUUACUUUGACAUAUAUAUAUAUAUCGGCAUCCUUCCGUCUCGUGAGACGAUGGUGCAUCACUGUUGGGUUGGGUUGCAUUUUCUCAAGUGGCUGUGCAGUCCUAUCCUUGAGUGACAGUCUUUACCACAGUUUUUACACACGAGUUCCGUGCUUCUAAAUGUUUUGGCCUUUCUCCUAGCUCUUCUGUCUGCAGCCUCUUCCAUUCUUCGCUCCUCGGCUACCAUGACGCCCUCUUUGACAACUGUGCGCCACGUAGAUCGGUCUUUUGCCUUACACUCCCAGUCACUUGUAUGUAUUUUGGCUGCUUUCAUGUCCCUUUGACAGACAUCUUUAAAUCGCAGACGUGGGCGACCUGUUUUCCUCUUUCCCGAAGCAAGUUCACCAUAUAGGAGGUCUUUCGGAAUGCGGCCGGGACUCAUUCUUUUAACAUGACCUAGCCAUCUCAGGCGUCUUUCACUAAGGAUUGUGAACAUGCUUUGGGUAUUCGCACGCAUUAGGACCUCACUAUUAGUCACUUUUUCUUGCCAUUUAAUACCAAGGAUGCGACGCAGGCAUCUCAUAUACAUAUACUUUUAUUUUAAUGACUGACACCUUCCUCAAAAAUACACUCCUGGCCACAUCUCUUGUGGAUUUCACAUAACUUUCCCAAAGUCUGUCUGCUGUUUUAUGGUAACGGUCAGAGAGUAAAAUGUCAGGCCUAUUCACAACACUCAAAUGAUUUGGAAUCAGAGGGGUGUUUACUUAUAUUUCUUCAUCCCGUUAUUGUAAUAAUCGUUCACUCUGGGAUAGUACUUAUAUAAUUGUAAUUAAUUUAGUAAAUAUUAUAAUGUAAUAAAUUAAUAGCAAUUUUAAUAAACAAUAACAAAAUACAUAAAUUAUAAAUCAUAAUAGGGGACAUAUUACUGCUUUAGAAAACCUAAUCUCUUAAAUGUUAAGAUUUAUCGUCUAAACUUUUUGUUUAAUCCAAAAGAGAGGUAUGAUAACACAUUGAUAUGAAAAAUAUUUUUCAUCAGAAAUUCAACCUUGAAUCAUGAAUGCUUUAUGGAUUGUUGUUUUUUCAUAUAAUUGUUAAACCUUUUAUUUUCCUUACAGAAACUAAAUUUGGAACAGAAGACAAAAUAUCUGGCCUUGCAAGCUUCAUUUUUGUUGAGGGUGUCAUCAGAAGUAACUAAGAGCCAAGAUGAAUGGAAGAAGACACUAAAGAAAAAGCUGCAGAUGCUAUACAAGCAGUUUGGCACUAAGG